AUGCACCAGAGCUGGAACCGCGGCUACCUCGUUUACCCAGCGGACGCUCGGUCGACUCACAGCACUCUGCUGCUGGAUAGCAACGCAGAUUCCUUGACUGUGACUCUGGAGAGCGGUCCGCAUACCCGCGACAUGUUUGUGUCAGUGGAGCACCCCCUGCUCAACCAAAGUGAGCCUACGCUCGUGCCUUCGGCUACAGAGUAUCAAGUCUCUCUUCCGCAGGGACCACUUUAUGGCAAGAUUAAAGUAUGGACAGUGGGUGUUUAUUUCAGCACACACUACACGGUGCACAUCCUUCGGCUCGACGAGACCAUGAAUGUAACCCUCAGCAGCUGGAAUAGGUUCCCUUCGGAGCAGCAGAAGAAUGAACAUGGUGACACAUCGUUCGAAGAGGAGAGGCGUGUCCAGUAUUUGCAGCAAAACUCCCUGUGGUACGUGCCAGACCUUGACAUGGGACACAAUGCCAGCCUUCAAGUGCGAAUUCAUCCUGUUAUUUUUGCGCCGCUCUCCUUGCACAGGAACUUGCCGGAGGUGCCACAAGUGACAGACACUGCCUGCGAGUGCGGCGACAUCAAGGAUGGUUUUGGUGAUGAUUGUGCUUUGCAGAAACCUGUGGAGCAAGCCAGGUCAAGCUACUGCAUUUACUUGUUAGCCACAAAGCCAGAGAUUGAGCUACACAAGGGUAAGGCUAGCGUUGCAGGUGUUGGCUGUGACAUUGUGUCGUGGCUUGUCAACACCACCGUGAGUGGCAAAUUUGUGGGCCUUUCGUCGGCUGGAUUACGGCAUGCACGCAUUGACGACGUGGGGCUGCUUCCUUUCGCUCAUGUCAAGACCCAGCAAGUCCACGGUAUCGACAGCCGGUUCUCUAUCGAUCUUCCACCCGAAAGCCUCAUGCAGGAGGCCACUCAGCUUUUGAUCAGCCCGACGCCCGAUGCAACAGAUGUGGAAGUACAGACAAUUCCUCUCAGGGUGGUUUCUCAUGCGCCCCCUAUUUCAUUGAUAUUCAAUGCAACCCCGGCAGCAUUCCUGCUGCCCGCCUUCGACAGCCAGGAUCUACGUUCCGAGUAUCGGCUCUGUGGUGGGGCAAAUGCCGCCAUAGACAGACUCUCAGCACUUGUUCUGGACUCUCGGUUCCGAGUGGUGAACUCGAGCAUCUACAGCAGUGCAGACUGCAAUGGCCCGAAGUAUGAUCUGGCUGUGAUCUACUCUCCUGCCGAAUGUCUUCGCGAGGCAAUGAACCUUCGAGACUUGACCUCCCUGGUGAGCACAUGCGCAGACGAGAGCGGUGUAUGGCAUUUCAUUGUGGGGAUGAACAAGCCUGCUGCCGUUACCAAGCUCCUCGAAGCAAAAGCCAGUCCUGACAGCACCAGCCGUGGCGAAACGCCACUGCGAAUUGCCGCGGCGGAGGGGCGUGAAGCGAUCGUGCGGCUCCUCUUGGAGAAGCAGGCGAAGGUGAACUUGAACAACACGGACGGCGAAACGGCUCUGUCAAAAGAGCGCUCCGUGCCGUGUGAUCCAACACCACUGGUCUCGGUGCUGACAGCCGCAGAAUGCUACAUGGAUAGUUACGUGCUGGAAAUUGCCCUGCAGCAGGCUCGCCUGGACGUCGUGAAGACUGUCUUGGAAGAAGCAAGCCCUGCUUUGUUUGGCGAUGAGGUCAAGGAAGCAUUUGCCAAUGCCAUAUUCGAAAGUCCAGUGUCUUUCAUUGAGGAGGUCACCCCGCUGCUUGCCCACAAGGGCAUGCCGAUGGAUUCCGUUGUGUACGAUGAGCCAAUGAUCGCCGGGGCCGUCCAAAGAUGCAGUGUGGAGUUAGUUGACUUCUUCUUAGCGAUGAACGCCACGCUUUCCCGAGCGCUUCUGAAGAACACGGAUGAGUGCAAGGACACAACGGUUCGAAGCAAGAUCAACAGUUUGUUGCAGCCAAAGGCGCAGACGCAGCGGCUUUGA
Messenger RNA from Symbiodinium sp. CCMP2592, 1947 nucleotides. NCBI's taxonomy places the organism in Eukaryota, Dinophyceae, Suessiales, Symbiodiniaceae. The record is from the annotation of a GenBank genome assembly.